GAGAUUCCUAAACAGUCCAACUCCCCACUGCCUGAGCCUACCCUUGAGGCCCGUCACCACCCCCUCCCAUGCUCCCACUCCCCACCUCGCCCAGCACUUCCUGUAACCUCCACCUUCCUCCAUGACGCACCUCUGCUUACCCAGGCCCGAAGCUGCUGUUUCUCCUACCCCAGUCCCUCCCAGGGGCAUGGGUGCUGGGGAGGGAUCGGCUAGUCCAGUAGGUCCAUGUGUGUCCCCCUGGGGCCCUAGCUGGGCCCAGGUCCUGGACAGUGUCCUAGGACUGGGGGCACUCGGGCUGACAAUUCGGGCCGUCUUUUCCACAACUGGUCCAGCCUUGCUGCUGCUACUGGUCAGCUUCCUGGCCUUCGACAUGCUCCGCCGGCCUGCAGGUCCCACCUGGUCACAGCACACACAUCUCACAGGGGGCCAGAGUCAGGGGGCUGGCGAGGGUCCAGGGCAGCAGGACGCUCCACCCGCGGUGGCAGUCUCAGGACGACUCAGCCUCCAGGAGGCUCUGCUGCUGCUGCUCCUGGGCACGGGGUUGCUCCUGGGAGCCCGCGGUGUGCCCCUGGCCCUGCUUGCCCUUGCUUUUUGCCUCCAUCCUUGGACCUGA
Molecule: messenger RNA, 613 nt
Organism: Cervus elaphus (red deer)
Lineage: Eukaryota; Metazoa; Chordata; Mammalia; Artiodactyla; Cervidae
Gene: C23H20orf141
Product: chromosome 23 C20orf141 homolog
Exons: 2
Coding region: 122-613 (163 amino acids)
Source: RefSeq, a predicted model, not a curated record